GCCGAAGACGCUGGUGCGUGCGUUUAUUGUCGCCGGGCAUGGAAAAGGCGUUGAGACGUCACUAAUUGUUCAUACGCCGAUUCGACCGCGGUUUUUGUCACACUUUAGUGACAUUUGAACACGUUGACGGGAGCUAUCGUCACUUUUUGCCGUGUUUUUUUACUCUUUUGAAAGUUUUUUCCAGCUCGAGCGACACAGCCGAGUACUCGCUUGUUUGUUUGCGGCACGCGCCAGCUGCCGACAUGGAGCCUGAACCUACACACGCCAUCGUGAACGGAACUGCAGCCUCGCCGACAGGAACAGUGGACACCACAGUUGUUGCAGUGGUGGUGACGCUGAUCCUGCUGACGGUGGUGAUGCUGGCCUUCCUGCUCUACUGCUACAUGUGCCACAACAAGGGCGACUACCGCACCACGGGGGAGCCGGCCCCCGGCCAGGACCCGGAUGACGACGACGACGAAGACGGGGAGCGCAGACCCCAGGCUGCCGGCGCGAAGAAGGAAUACUUUAUUUGACUGUGAAGGAAGCGUGGCGGAUCCCAAAGAUUGUUGUAUUACGGGAAGUGUGGUGGCCUUUUCUACCGUUCUUGACGAUCAUCAAUGAUGACGUGACGUGUGGCUAGCGGUGUGCCAAUAUUUUUAUCAACUCCUCUUGGGGCGCUCAGGGUGGCGCCCCCUUCUGCUCCUUUUUAGCUGUUACGGGUUUUACAUUUGCUUUUUAAGGCUCAUUAGUGUUACAUCAUGUGACGUGCUCAAGCCCCGCCUCCCCCCCCCAUGUUUGACAGGAACCAUGGAAGGCAAUAAAAACGUCUUCUGUA
Doryrhamphus excisus (bluestripe pipefish) is the source of this 817-nucleotide messenger RNA. The record is from RefSeq and is a predicted model, not a curated record. NCBI's taxonomy places the organism in Eukaryota, Metazoa, Chordata, Actinopteri, Syngnathiformes, Syngnathidae.